Messenger RNA from Porites lobata, 5076 nucleotides. NCBI's taxonomy places the organism in Eukaryota, Metazoa, Cnidaria, Anthozoa, Scleractinia, Poritidae. The record is from the annotation of a GenBank genome assembly.
UUUUUAGCGUGCCAAAUCCAGGCUAUCGGUCUGGCCAGCAGUGACGCUAUCCCAGACAACAGUUUCUCUGCCUCGACUCAUCGUUCUGGUAAUGAAGCUUCCAAAGGCCGUCUAAACGGAAAUGGCGCCUGGUCACCUAGCGGAAAUAGUGAUGACAACGACUACUUACAAAUUGACCUGAAAGACCAGUUUUUUAUCUGCGCCGUAGCCACUCAAGGUUCAAGUGCCAAUCACUGGACAAAAAAGUACAAAUUACGUUAUUCGGUGGACAACUCAACCUGGUUAACUUAUCAAGAAAACGACACUGACAAGGUGUGUUUGUACACAAGAAAACUUGCAACGCAAUUAGAGCUACUUAAUGGGCCAUUUCCGAGUUGCUCCAAGCCUCUGUAUCAAAGCAAGGCUAAGUGCGAAACUGUUGAUACGAAAAUAAGUAUCUCCUGAGAAUACUCUUUCUCUCAAGAAAUACUUGUUUUGAACACCGGUAAUAGCGAAAUAACUGAAAGCCUGCUCAACAGAGAACCUGUUUUUUUACCAGUAACUCACCAAUCUUACUCAGACCCCCUGGAAAAAAAAACCUCUGUAAGCAACCCCCCCCUGGAAAAAAACCUCCGUAAGCAACCCUCCACCCCCUCGGAAAUUGUCUCCUUUUCAGGGGCACCCAACGAGAAUAUAGUUCAAAACCACUCAAACAGCAUUUUUAAAAGCCUUUUAGUAUUUAAACGGUAGUUAUAGGCAUAUUUUUAUCCCCUAAAAAUUUUUCAUCUGUUCGGAUUUCCUAGCUGAAAGUCUAAUUAUCCGAAAGUUAUAGGAAUCCAAACUUACCUUUCCGAAAAUCCCAGCCAGAAAAAAGGUUACCAAAAAUUCUUGGUGACCUUUUAAGGACAAAAAUCCGUUAAAAAUGGGCAAUAAUACCAUUAGAUGUUCGAAAAUGCUAGGAGAGGCAGGCAAGCAAGAAAUUUUGCAACAAAUGUUCCGAAAAUUCUAGAUCUCAAAUCGUCUUCCGAACAGAUAUUUUCCGAAAACUGACGUGGGUGCCCCUGUCCUUUUGGAAGUUUGUAGUCGUGCAUAAUAACCAUAGUGAAAAAAGCGCGCUUCGUCGAGUUUUGUAAUAAUAAUUGCUUGCUCUGAGGACAUCUACGGUCGUUAUGUCAUCCAAAACUGUGACCAUGAUUACCUCCACCCGCUAUUUGCGAUUAAGCAACAUUUGGCAGGCAAGCAGAGUAUAUUAUGGAUUCCAAAAAUGAGGAUUACAGUCAAGGCAGGUCAAACGUACGCCCCAAGGUUCUAUUAAGGAAUUGAUUAUUUGUAAAAUGAAUCCGUUUGUCGUUCCCGUUAUUAGUGCCAAAUUAAAAUCGGCAUUUCUGCACGCGCAAUGAGCAGUGAAUAUUUUACGAGAACUUCUCUGUAUUUGGUCAGACGGAAAAUAUUUCAGUGGAUUAAAUUUCUUAGAAGACGUUGAAAUCAAAUUCAGGGAACCUGAGCUGGUAGAAAUGUCUUAACUGCCUGGCGUAUGAAUUCACGGCCACACACACAUGCAAGAAUGCGAAGAUGAAUCUGAAAUCUACAACUACCGACGGAUUCAACUUUCGAAUAAUAAAUUCAUUAAUGGAAUCUUAGGGGAUACGCUUGACCUGGCUCGGCUGUAACCGUUUUCAUAGUGCCCAUAAUACACCCUGUUAAACCCGGAUUUUUUUUCUUAAUUUCCCUUGGGACGACCCAAAGAAAAAUUGUAUGACCAUGGUUAUAAAUAUUUUUUUGGAUUGGGGGUAGUGGGAACAAGAUGUUUUAUGGUCAAUGUGAAGAAAAUUAAAUUGGAAAGAUUUUAUAUAAAAAUACAAAAAUAAAAAAUUCCGCGGUUACACGAGACAACUUUUUCUAGGCUAACUGAUGUUAGGUUUACCAAGGGAAAGUUGCGUUCUACCCGCCGGUUAAGCUAUUUGAUCUGAAAAAAAAAUUGCUAAGGUAACUUUUGCACCAAAAAAGAGCAGCGUUAGAACCUAUUUUCUCAUUCUAGUGGUUACCUUUUAUUUACAACAAUGUUAACUGUUUGCAGAUCUUUAACGCCAAUGACGGGGAGGAUGAUAUCGUCAAACACAGUCUGGUUGGUAUAGUUAGAGCAAGGUUCAUUCACUUUCAUCCAACAGAGUUUGAAGCUGAAAAAGCUUUAAGAGUAGAGGUGUAUGGAAUACUCACAACAACAGGUAAAUUGUGCAUAGUGUAGUCUGAAAUGUCAACCCCCUCCCCUAACCCCCAUUACCCGUCGGUUUUGUAAAAAUAGUGCUUGGGACAGUUUGAGAAAAUAAUGGUCGACGUUCGGUCUCCGUCUAAGAGAAAUCCGGCACAACUGUGUAAUGUGCACGAGGUAGUAACAACCAUAAAAGCGUUCGAAUAUAGUUGAGGAUAUCGCCGUACAAUCACAGACUAAUAGCGAAGUAAAGUGAAGCUUACUCACAAGGCCUAUUUAAUAUGAUUUAUAUGGAUUCAUUGGAGCAUAUCGGUGCAUAUACUUUCCCAGAAAUUUGCACCAACUAGGUCAUUUUUUGAAAGUGGACAUUUUUCAUCUUCUUCUUUCUUGAGAUUAGUUUUUGUGACCACAAAUAAAAAUUAAUUGUUGCUUAUUACCAACUAUUGUUUUUAGUUAGUUUCCGUGGAUGUCGAUAAGUAUUCUCUCUUGAAGCAUUAUGACACAUUUUUCGGUAAAAAUGCUAUUUCAAUGCAUUGAUGAAAGCUAUUAAUUGAGUUCCUGCUGUUGGUAUUUCUCUUCAGUCAAGUACCCUUUCUUUAUUCUUCCCACAAUCCAUAGGCCCUCUAACAAUAUAUGGUAAAUAAUAGGUAGAUUUUUCAUUAUCCGGAUUGAGAGAAACACAUCUUUAGUAACGUUCUUUCGGAGCAGAGAUAAAAGCUGUUGAGCUCUUGUCGGUGUUGUUGUUAUUGUUGUUUUUUUUCUUUAAAGUUUCCUCUCUGCUUUUCUUUCAUGUUUUCUUCCCACACUGAAUCUCUAGGUCCUCUAACAAUAUACAGUAAAUCAUCAUCCCGAUGCUUACUUUUCUUAUAGCGCCAGGCCGUGCUCCCACAAGCUUUAUGGUGACCCCUACCUCCUCCACCAGUGUUCAAGCAUCCUGGCAGUUACCAACGGUGGACUUCCAGGCGAUUACAGGAUUCAGGCUCCUGUACAGAAACUUGAGCUCUGUUGAGGAUCCACUUACCGUCAUAACCAUUGAAGGCUACUCUACCCUUAGCCAUGAAGUCACUGGACUUGGGAUAUUCACAAAAUAUGAAUUUCAAGUAUUAGCUUUUUCAAUUAUGGGUGAUGGACCGUCAAGUGCCGUUAAAACUGUGAGAACUAACGCGGAAGGUAAGUAUUCACUGUGGAGCUAUUUCUAAGUGCUAGCCUUUUUUGAGGAAAUUGUCGCUCGCCCACUCCCCAAUAAGAGUGUGAAGGCGCCUCGGACGAUUAGCAAUCGUUGAUUACUCGCCCGAUUACGUCUUCAAUCCUGCCUUCUAUUAUAAUACUCUAUUUAUCUCCAUAUCUGUUUUAUCGUUUUACCUAUAUCGCUGUUGGGAACAGAUGAUCAAGGUAGAAUCUGUCUUGAAUUUUUAGGGACAGAUUGUUUUUUUAAAAUGCAUUUAUUUGGAAUAUUUUUUUAGGCUAGAUAAAGGCAUAGUAAUAGUUAUUGUUUUCUGGUGCAGGUUAAGGCCGUUGCAUUUUUUUUUUUAAAUCUCUGCGGGAUUGACAAAUUUAGAUUAUCGAAAUGCAUCCUUGUUGUUGUAGUCAAAUGCCAUCAUCCUAAAUAUGGCCUUUUGACUUCUCGUUUUCAGCUCCUUCACAAGCCCCUGCGAACCUGGUUGUGACUGUCAACAACUCGACUAGUGUUUUAGCGAACUGGCAACUUCCCCCCGGGAUAUCCCAAAAUGGAGUUAUUUUGGGAUUUACACUGUACUACCGGAUAAAUGGCACCUCUGGUCAAGCGAACACUGUCACUGUUCACGAUGGAACAGUUCUCUCUACAACGAUCACGGGACUGGGGAAAUUUACAGGAUACGAAUUCCAAGUGUCCGCAUUCACUAACGCUGGGGACGGACCGAGAAGCUCUGUUGUGACGGAGAGAACAAGUGAAGAUGGUAAGACAUGUACAGUCAAUGUAAGAAUGAAAACACGUACAUGUACAUGAACGAUCCUUUCGGCUAAGCUUAUAUGCGUUAGGCUAAGAAUUCUCAGUUCUCAUACUUGAAAUACCAUUUGCCUGAGGAAACAGCACACAUUUCCAACGCCACGACAGGAUUGCCCAACGAAAUGACUUUUCUGAGAAAAGAGCGCAGCAAUUCCAUACUGAUGACAGUGCUUCGGAUUGAUUGAAAUUUUGCUUUAACAUAUCAGAAACACUACGAUCAAGUUGAUGUAUUCAAUAAGUUAUUCCUUGACACGCUGAGUGAACAUGCACCAAUUAAACGCAUGAAGAUCAAAUCACGCCCGAAUCCGUGUCAUCACACCUGAGAUCAAACAAUUGAUGAAAACCCGUGAGAACCGGCAUAAAAAAGCGAUUAAAGCAAACGACAAACUCCAUUGGAACGCUUUUCGAUUUUUUAUACAGGAAGUUGUGAAUAUCCCAAAGGAAUUGAAGUACGUUUCAUUGGUAUCUUUGUGCCCAAGAGAACUUUCCAUUAUAAAGAGUUAUAUUCAUUUUUGUCGAAUGUAAGCAUUAUUACGACCUCUUUGUUUAUUAUAAAAUUUUUGAAUGUUUCUUUUUCUUGAUAGCACCCAGUUUCGGUCCAGAUACAGUUUUCACUACUGAACUGAAUGAAACAACAUUCAACAUUUCAUGGGCUCCUCUACCAACGGAGAAGAGCAACGGGAUAGUCGUUCGCUAUGAAGCAAAUGCGGAGUUGGUACCCACGAGAGGACGCUCACGGCGAGCAGUUGCAAGCAGCAAAGGAGUCAGUACAACAGAAACCUUUGCUGUUUUUUAUGAUUUCCUCACUUGUUCCCAGUACAGUAUCUCUGUUCGGGCUUUUACGGCCGUUGGACCUGGACCCUAUGGCACGGCCACACUGCUACAGACAUCAAGUAGGUAG